AUGAGCGAGGGAAAUGUGGAGAAGCCAAGUUUAAGGUUGGAAGCCGCUAUCCAGACCCUAGAAGAUACAGUGCUGCAUCCCAGAGCAAGCAGAGAUGACAAAGCAUUGACUGUGCGAGGGGAAGGAGAAAAGGCUGCACCUGUAACGAUCCCAGCCAGAAUUCGACAGAUUAUUACACAAAGCUUAUCUGAUCCAUCAUCCUCAGAUUUACAAAAAACAGACCUUCCAGCCAAUAUGCAAGAAGAAAACCGCUUAUUGCAGAAGGAACUUUCUCGCCUCGAGGACCUGUUGGCACACACUCGUGCAGAGAAGGAUGAGUUGGCUAGUAAAUAUCAAGCUAUUAGUGAAAGGCUGCAGCAAGCACAACGAGCAGAGGAGGAAGGAAGCACAGCAUUCCUGCAGAUGAGACAGCAGUUUAAAUCGGAUGAAAAAGCACAUAAGCGUAAGAUGCAAGCCUUCCAGGAUGGGCAACAGCAUCAGGCUCAGCUAGUACAGAAGAUGCAAAAUAAGGUAUUGCAAUACAAGAAAAGAUGUGGAGAACUGGAACAGGAGUUACUGGAGAAAACCUCUGAGUGUGAGCGUCAUAAACAGAUGCUGCAGACAAGAUUAGACUCAACAGAAUUACGUUUACGACGCAUUGAACAUGACAAUAAUACAGAGUUGGAGAACACUCUCAUCCACCUAGAAAAAGAGCAGCAGAGGAGUGCUACCCUUUCUCAGAUGAACACUUUACUUCAGGAACAGCUGGAAGAGGUGAAAUGCUCAAAACAGAGACUAGCUGGGGAGCUAGAGAGGAAUGCUACUGAUAUGCACAGGCUGAGAAGUGAACUAGAACAGAAGGUAUCUCUUUGGUGCAAAGGCAGGAACUAUGAUUCCUAUCUCAGCAAUGAACACAGUGGGAUUCUCCUGCUAUGGCGUCAAGCAGCCACACUUCGUGGGAACUUCGUAGAGCUUCGCACAACAGUAGAGAGGGGACUUGCUGAAGCAGGAACAGACAUGGCAAGAGCUUCCCGCCGCCUCCAAACUGCCUGUCUCAAUUUGGAUUCCAAUUUGCGCCUUUCUGAGAAUAGCUCUACCUGUUUGCUAGAGAAGCAGCUUCGGGAGAAAGUCCGAGAGAUGAUUCAGCUACAGAGUUCUUGGGAUGGAGAAAAGGCUGUUCUAAGCUCCAAGAUUACUGAAUUGACCACUUUGGGUGAUAAGCUUAAGGAACAGAACACAAAGAAAGACAAGACAAUCUCUGCUUUAAAAAUGGACAUUCAGAAAUUGGAAGCCAGUAAAAUUGGAGAUCUAGAAGAAAUGAAGGAUCUGAAGGAAGAAACUGAAUCUUUGCAACAUACUUUAAAAAAUAUUACAAAGUUGGCUCUUGCUGAAUCAAAGAACAUAGAACUUAUCUCCAAAGAAAAUGCCAAAGCUCUACCAGAAGAAGACACUAUAUGGCACACUUAUCCCCUAGGCUUUAGCUCACCUCAGCACCAAUGGGCAAUUCAGUCCCGGAUACAUUCUCCAUCCUGCCAGAAUGCAGCAAUACAAGCAGUGCAAGCCCUUAUCCAAAAGUCACAACAGCAUGAGCAGGAAUUGCAUGUGCAGUUGGAAUCCUGCAGAGAUAUCCUGGGAUCUGUCAAGAAGCAGCUUGUGGACUGCCAGCAGGAAAUGAAGGCAGCUGAUCAACAGCUGCAGGAACAGAAGCAGGAAUGUGAAGAGCUGACAAGGGCCCUGGAGGACCGCAGGCAGAAAGCACAGCAUUGGAAAUCCUCAGUGGAACUUUUAGAAAGAGAGAAGGAGGCCAUGGAGAUAGCAGUAGAAAGCCAGUCUCAACAGCUUGAUGCCUCCCAUUUGGAGGUAGAGCGCCUGAAAUCAAUGAAUGGAGAUCUACAGAAACAGCGAAAACUCCUUGAAGAGCAAAAAGAAGAUGCAAUUAAGGAAAAGGAGAGGACAAGGAAGGAUUUGGAGUGUGGGCAAAGGUCUCUGGAGCAACUUGAGGAAAAAAUGUCAAUCCUGAAAAAAGAGUUAGUGAAUGUGAAGGAAUCUUUGAAUCAGGCCAUGCUGGAGAAAGAUAUACUGGAGAGUGCAAAGGAAGGCUUGAGCAAAGCACUUUCCAAAGUUGAAGCCAGCAACACUGAGCUUGAACUCUCCAUACACAAGAUGAAAUCAGAAGAUGCUGAACUAAGGGACUCACUAGCCAGGAUGGGAGCUCUAAAUGAAGGACUAUCAAAUGAUAAAAUCAAACUAAACCACAUCAUCUUCCAGCUUGAAGAUGAGAAGAGCAAGUUGGUAGGGAGGAAGCAGGAGCUGGAGCACGAGCAAGUGGUUUGGCGAGAACAGCUUGCACACUUUGAAAAGGAGCAGAUGCACAUGAGGGCAGAGAAACAAGAAUUGGAGCAGAGUUGCCAAGCCUCCGAAGAGAAAGGGGAGAUGCUGGAAGGAGAAAUAGCCUUACUGAGAAGGGAAAGAGUCCAGCUACAGGACCAGAUGAUGCAGCUAAAUAGCCAGAAACAAACUCUAGGUGAGCAACUGGCCCAGAGCCACAGAGAAAUUGAAAUGCAGACGGAUUCACUCAUCCGUGUGCUACAAGAGAAGGAAGAGAUAGCUAAGGAAAAGGCACAGCUGGCUGUGGAGCUCACUGCAAUGCAGAGGCAGAAGAAGUUGUUAACUGAGGAGACAGACACUCUCAGAAUGGAGAAGGAAUCCCUGGAAACCAGCCUUUUUGAGGCACAAGAGCUGACCGCUCAACUUGAGGCCCGCAAGGAACAAUUAGAAGGAGAAAAUCAAGGCAUUGGUCUUUCUAGGAAGGCCCUUCAAGCGGAAUUAGGAAAGGUUCGGCAAGAACUUGAGCUUCAAGAGAAUACCUUGAGAAAAGAGAUAGAGAAGUUAAAGCACCAGUUGACUCAAACAGAAGAAGAGUGUCAGUUGUCUAUGAAACAUCAAAAGCAAGCUUUUGAAGAGGACCUUGGGACUCUUAGGAAAGAGAAGGAGAUCCUGCGUCUGACACUGAUGGAGGAGAAAGAUGAAACUGUCAGCUGUCUUCAGCAAGAGAAAGAAGAACUGGUGUCCAAGUAUGAAGCUGAGAAGAGGGCGCACAUGGAGGAAAUCCUCACUUUGCAGCAGCGCAGAGAUGAAAGCCUCCUCAUGCUAGAAAAUGAAAAGCAAAAGGUAGUCUCUCAAAAAGAAGCUGAAAAGAAUCUCCUUGUGGAAAAGCUCAAUGAGUUACAACGAGAGCUGAAAUACACCAGGUCUGAGAUGGAACAGCUGAAGCUUGACGGUCUAAAGCGACAAGAGCAGGAUAAGAACACAAUUACCAGCAUCAACAAAGAACUACAGACCUUCCAGGCACAAUUUGAAGAUGCAAUGGCUGCACACCAGAAAGAGGCCAAACGUUUAAAUGAACAUAUAAAGGAGCUGGCAAGAGAGAAAGAACUUAGUGGGCGGGAGGUCGAACAGUUCAAAGUCCAACUACGGUUGGCAGAAGAUACCCAUGCAGAUGUUCACAAAGAACUCACUGAGCUUCACCAGAGACUGCAGGAGUCAGAAGAGGCGUGUGAUCAGCGACAAAAAGAGCUACUGGAAUUUCACAGGGCUGUAGCAGAUGAGAGCAGAGAAAAGGAAGCACUUCAGAAGUCCAAUGCUGACCUCAGAACAGCUGUCAAAAAAACAGAGAAUGAGAAGCUCAGACUGCAGAGAAUCAAGGAAGAACGAGAACAGAAGAUUGCCAUUCUGGAAGAAGCAAAAGCCGCAGUUGAGGUAGAGGUGGGAGAGCUCCGAGUAAAUCUACGGGAAGUAGAGAAGGCACACAUGGAAGCCAGAAGGGAACUUCAGGAACUGCGCAGAGAGGUAAAGUCCCUGGAGAGCAAGCACAGCAAGAAAACCCAGGAGGUCACUGAAUUACAACAUCAGUUGCUGCAAAAAGAACAACAGGAACAGCAGAACAGCAAAGAGGUCCUGGAUCUUAAACAGAAGAUAUCUACUCUGGAGAUUGGCCAUGAUUCUGCUCACAAGGAGGUGUUGAACUUGCAGAAGAAGCUGUCUUCUGCAGAGGUAAAAUCCCAACUUCAAGAGCAGGAUUUAAAGCACAGCCUUGCAGAGAGUUGUAUCAAGGAGAAAAAGUGGAAGGAUGAACUCCAUAGCCUGGAAGUGAAGCUUCAGGAAGCAAGCAGGUCAAAUGAGAAUCUCCAGCUGCGCCUCAGCACCUGUGAGGGAUGUAUCCAUGGCUUAGAAACAGAACUAGCCAAAACUGAAGCAACCAAGAGAGAGGUUGAACUGAAGUUAGUGGCAGUCCACUCCACUCUCCGUCGCACACUGGGACUUGGCAGUCGGAGUCCAUCUCCCCAACGAUCCUUGUCUCCAGUCAAAGGAACCAGUGGACACCAAACACCUGCAUCUCGCACUGGUUCACCUGAGAGGAGCCGCUCCCGUUCACCAUUUCAUCGAACUUCUCCCCUCAGGAGUGAGCAAACCACAAGUGAAAUUGAUCCAGAAGUAGUUCGAGAUGCUUUGAAAGACUUCCUUCAGGAGCUACGGGAUACCCAAAGAGAGAGGGAUGAUCUAAGAAUUCAGGUGAUGAAUAUGAGUCAUCAGCUGAAUGAAAUGGAUGCUGAUCGCGACCAAACCCAAAGCCGUAUCCUGCAACUCCAGAAGUAUUUAGCAGACUGUGAGGAAGGUAAAAGGGGAACAGAUGGUCGCCUGAGCAGUGCACAAGUAGCACUUAUGCUGCAAGAGGAAACUAUUCGCAAAACAGAACAGGAACGCCAGGCAUCUGCAGAACAGGUGCUCAACCUGGAGCGCAACUUACGUAUUUGUCAGGAUAGGAACAAAGAAUUACAGGAGAAAGUCAAAGCAUUUAAAACCAAGGAAGCAAAGCUGGAAACAGAAAAAUGGAAGCUAAAAGAAGUUCUAGAAGCAGCAGAGAGCAGGGCCACCAAACUGGAGCUGAGCCACAGAGCAGUGGAAGGAGACUUACAACGAACACAAAUGAGCUUGACUUCAAGGGAUGAAGAGAUCCAGUCCCUGUUGGAGCAAAUCCAGGAACUUCGAUGCCAAUUAGGAGACAGGGAGAACAAAACUGCUCUACUGCAGCAAGAGCUUGACCACCUGACUCAUUCUCUAGCCAGGACUGAAGGCACUGAAAGUCACUUUAAAGAUAGGGUGCAAACUCUGUCUCAAGCACUCUCCAGUGCUACAGCUGGAACUUCCUCCCUGCAGGAGAACAUCUCACACCUCCAAAAGGCCCUGACAGCUGCAGAGCAAGACCGUCGGCUACUCCAGGAUCGCUUUGACUCCAUGCGACAGGCAUUGUCAGAUAGCAAGAGGCAGAAUCAUAGCUUGACUAAUACAGUACAUUUGUUACAAGAUCGACUGGCUGACAUGGAACUACAGUACAGAAAUAUGGAGAAGCAGAAGCAUCAUCUUCUCGAAGUAAAGCGUGAGAAAUUUGGGAAAGAAGAUGAUACUUUUAGACUCAGUCAGAUGAGAGGACAGCCGAAUCGAUCCGUGAGUAGCCUUCAGCAGGAGAUGGAAGACAUCAUGAUGCAAAAUGAACACCUGCAGGUUCAGAUUGCAGAGCUGGAACAAACACAGGCCCAGCGACUGAUGGAACUGACAUCACAACAUCAGAUGGACAUGGAACUAGAAACAGAAAGACUACGCAGUGCUCAACUCCAAGCCGAACGGACAUUGCAAUCCCAGGAAAGAACCCAUCGGCAAAGGGUGAAAAAUUUGGAAGAACAGGUGAAUUCUCUGAAAGAGCAAUUGGAUAAAGAAGUGAGAAGACGGCAGGUGUACCUGAGCCAGGUGCUUCAUACAGUAAAAUGAUGAAUAAGCCAAACAUUGCACCUGGAUCUCAGAUGGCCCAAAAGCAAAUCCAUCCUUCAGCAUGAUUCUUACACUCAAGAUUUGGAUUCAUUCAUUUCUUGCAUUAGGGCACUCAAC
Messenger RNA from Notechis scutatus (mainland tiger snake), 5922 nucleotides. NCBI's taxonomy places the organism in Eukaryota, Metazoa, Chordata, Lepidosauria, Squamata, Elapidae. The record is from RefSeq and is a predicted model, not a curated record.